AUGGACCACACCAUCAAGUACUUCCUCUAUGAGAUCUGCAUUCCAACCAUCAUCAUCCUCUGUGUCAUCGCCGCCGGCCUCAACAUCAUGGUGUUCAUUUCGCGGGGUUACUGUAAGAUGAAGUCUGCGUCUCUCGAGUUGACCUACUCUCUCGCCUUGUCGGAUACAUGGACCAGCAUUGUGAUCGGAGUGUCGUUGUUCUGGAAUAGUUACAAACCGGUGGUCCUGCAGAUUCCUCAUCAGAGCUUUUGUUUUCCGUUGACGUUGGAGGCAUUCCGUACGGGCGGUCUCCUCACCGGAAUCUUCCAUCUCGUCGCAUUGGCAUUCACCCACUACAUGACGAUCAAACGACCAUUCGAUCAUCAAAAAGUGCUUCCAAUCCGUACAAUUCACAUUAUGAUGCUCUUCAUGUGGGCUACACCACCAUUGGCUCUUAUGAUCUACUUCGCUAGCUGGAAGGGGCAAGGAUAUCAAAACGAGAAAUGUAUGGGAAUCGCUUUCUACGAGAACUUCUUUUUCCGUGCUGCCAUCUCCCUAAUCAUCAUUAUCCUUAUCAUCACAACGACCAUUUUCUAUAUCAAGAUGUUGCAAAAAAUUACAGAGGUCCGCAACAAAACCGCCGCCAACAACCCAGCACCGGGAGCAUCCGCGCGUGGUCGUCGUACCGUUAUCACUGCCGUCCUGAUCUUUGGAACAUUCCUGAUCGGCUGGAUGCCAGCUAGUAUUAUGUACAUUUUGACUGCCGAAGACAUGCCGUUGUACAAAAAACAAAGUGUCUACAUCACGGUUCUGUCGAUUGUGGUGUUGGUUAAUAUCAUGGGAAAGACGUUGACCAAUCCGAUUAUCUAUGCGACGAGAAUCCCCGAAAUCCAUCAAUUCGUAUUCCAAAAGCUUCUCUGGCGUCUGAUACCUGGCAAGUGGUCGCCGAACAAUGCCAAUAAUGCAAGUUCGCUCCGUCGACAAAGCGAAAUGGAGCCGUUGAGAAUGACGGCGGCGCCGCGAUGCUCCAAUCCGAAUACGCAUUCUGUGAUGCUCUAA
Molecule: messenger RNA, 1038 nt
Organism: Caenorhabditis briggsae
Lineage: Eukaryota; Metazoa; Nematoda; Chromadorea; Rhabditida; Rhabditidae
Exons: 5
Coding region: 1-1038 (345 amino acids)
Biological process (GO): G protein-coupled receptor signaling pathway
Cellular component (GO): membrane
Molecular function (GO): G protein-coupled receptor activity
Source: RefSeq, a predicted model, not a curated record